CUGGUGCCGGUAUUUUUUAUUUGAAAAUACUGUGCUGGCUGGUGCCUUAAUUCAUCAAGCAGAAAUCAAGAGACCAGAUUGUCUUAUUCAUCAAGUUAUUGUAAUAUUAAUGCAGUGCUGUAACGUUAGGACGAUAAAACUAAUUGCAUCAUGGAUAUUGUACUGAAUGUAUUGGAUGCCAAUCUACUCACACCAUACAACAUCUAUCCAGAAACAUGGUCAGAGGACUACUGGCUUAGGCAGGCCCUAAGCCUAUUUGUAGUUGUCAAUCUUGGAGGCGCCAUCCUCUAUUUUCUAUUGGCUGGCUUCAGUUACCUCUUCAUCUUUGAUCAAAGACUGAUGCAGCAUCCAAAAAUUCUGAAGAAUCAAAUCAGAAAAGAGAUCAUGUACACACUGUGGUCUAUUCCUUUCAUGGGCAUCCUCACAGUAGUCAUGUUUAUGCUAGAGGUCAGAGGUUACAGUCGGCUUUAUGACAGCUUUAGUGAGAGUCAACUUGGAUGGUUUAGUUUGCCACUGGAAGUGAUGUCCUUUCUGUUCUUCACCGACAUGUGUAUCUACUGGAUCCACCGCUGGCUUCACCACCCCCUCGUCUACAAACACCUUCACAAGAACCAUCACAUGUGGAAAGUUCCCACUCCGUUUGCUAGCCACGCGUUCCACCCCAUCGACGGGUUCCUGCAGAGCUUCCCAUACCACCUGUACCCGUUCUUCUUCCCGCUUCACAAAGGGGUGUACCUGACCAUGUUUGUCUUCGUCAACUUUUGGACAGUGAGCAUCCACGAUGGCGAUUACCGCGUCCCAGAAACCAUGAAGCCGUACAUCAAUGGUUCGGCCCACCAUACGGAUCACCAUCUCUUCUACAAUUACAAUUACGGUCAGUUCUUCACCUUGUGGGAUAGGCUUGGAGGAUCCUUCAGGAAUCCCUCUGCCUUUGAGGGUAAUGGCCCUCUGGAAGAUGUCAUCAAGAUGGCUAGUAAUGGCUCUCUUUCGUGUCAGACCAAGGGGAAAUCAGAGAACCCAAGUGUCCAUCUCGAAUCCAAUGGUUACAACCUCAGAAAGCGCUAAGCGAUCACUUAACUGGUUCAUGAUAGACAUUUUGAUGAGCUAAAUCGGUUUGCUUUUUUUUCACUUAUUGAAGCUGGUACUAUAUCUUAUUGAUACAUGUAUGUCACUGUCUCAAUGAAGUUCCUGGACUUGACUUUGGUUUUGGGUCUCUUUACAAAGUGUUUUGAAAUGCCAGCUUUGUAUGUUUAGAAAAAAAGAAAGAAAAAUCAACUUGAGCCAUCUUCAAAUCUUCUUUCUGGCAACAUACAUUUUGUGGAAUUGUUCAUAAAUGUUCUGUUGAUUAUGCAAUAUUGUUAAUAUAUGGAUAUUUAAUGAAUAUUUUGAGGAAUAUUUUGAAAAGCAAAGAUAAUAAUUCUUCAGUUGUUUGUCCUGAAUACAUCAUGUAUAUAUGAAUAAAAUUCAAGCUAAGUUAUAUAUAGAUAUAUACAUGAACAUAGAUGUGGUUGCAUAAAAAUGAGACACCGUAUACAUGUAACU
Molecule: messenger RNA, 1542 nt
Organism: Lytechinus variegatus (green sea urchin)
Lineage: Eukaryota; Metazoa; Echinodermata; Echinoidea; Temnopleuroida; Toxopneustidae
Gene: sc5d
Product: lathosterol oxidase-like
Exons: 4
Coding region: 151-1065 (304 amino acids)
Molecular function (GO): iron ion binding; oxidoreductase activity
Source: RefSeq, a predicted model, not a curated record